Messenger RNA from Geodia barretti, 3400 nucleotides. The record is from the annotation of a GenBank genome assembly. NCBI's taxonomy places the organism in Eukaryota, Metazoa, Porifera, Demospongiae, Tetractinellida, Geodiidae.
GUCUCUACAAGAGUUGUUAUACACAGCCAAUGGGAAACUGCUUGUCUAAAACUAAUGUAGUUCAUCCUCUAGUGGAGUCGUCGGAUGCGCAAACUGACCUUGUUGCCGGUGUUUCAGAGAGCAUAUGUGAUGUUGACGUUGUAUCCGGGCCUGAGUCUCCGGCACUACCUACUGUUGAUCCUGUUAUCCCCAAGUCAUUUUACCCUCCAGUUGUUGAUAUCAGUAGAGAUGAAGCAAGUUGUCGACUAAUUAGAAGUAAAAUAUCAGGUAGGAAGGCGGAACGGCAGUUCCGACUUCGCCUACAAGAGCUCCUGGACGGAUGGCGCAGGGGCGCUGCGAUAGAGCUAAUUGAAACCCAUUCACUUAGCAUUCCUGCAGAAAACACCGUGUCUGUAGAAACACUGGCACUGAACCUAGCUAACCCAGAUGCCAAAUACAUGAAAACUCUCGGUGAUUCUGCACAAGUCAACCUCUACGUUGCUAAAGCGUAUGCAGUUUUCUUCUGGAUUUCUACCAAUAUUCAGUUUAGUCCCAAAAUGUGGAGGAACUUCAUCACCAAUCCUGAGAGCCUUCGGUUAGAAACAGAAGCAAAUCAUGUGCUGGAAAAGAGAGAAUGUGUUUCCAAAGGUCAUGCUAAUCUUUUUCACAGUGUUGCAACAGCCAUGGGGUUGAAAUCAUGUGUAGUGAUGGGGAACAUAAAAAUCCCUCGCUCAGAGACACACGACCCCACUGAGCAGUUUCAGUGCAGUAAACUGAAUCAGCAUUGGUGGAAUAUGGUUUGUAUCGAGGGUGUAUGGGUGCCUGUGGACUGUGCAUGUGGCUCUGGAAUGGUCGCUCCAUACCUCAAAUACCAACAUACAUUCAUGCCCCAAUACUUUGCUGUAAAUCCGGAACAUUUCAUCUUAUCCCACAUACCUGUAAAGUCGGAGUUUCAACUUCUUCAGGAAAGCGUGACCUUAGCCAACAUCAGUCCUCUGAUAUCACCCUCAGUUCUCUCCCUCUCACUUGGGGUUGAGCCGUUGUCUUGGGCUGAAACACUCGUCAUUGACAGAGACAGUCCUUCAACUACUAUCAAAGUCCCUGUUAGAGUCCAUUCCAAUAUGAGACUGUCAGCAACUCUGAGAGAAGCAAUAGAUCUAACUCCUGAUAAGAAUCAAAAUAAACUGAAUGACUCACAGUGCCAGGCAACGUUUAUUCAAGCCAAAGAGAACAGUACUGUAGACAUCUAUGCUUCAAUACCUGGUAAGGGCACGUUUUUUCUCGGCAUUAAUGUGCACAAGGAUAAUGAUACUAUGCCCUGCUUCUCAUAUCAAAUAAAUUGCCUAACAAAACCAGCUCCCUACACAGGAUUUCCAACUGUGUAUGACUUACCAUCGGUUGCUUUCCAGUUUAAGCCACUAUACUGGAACACACCAAAGGCAGCAAAUGUUCGCGAAAAUGAAGAAGGAAAAAUGGAUCUUGUAUUUCGAUGUCAAGCAGGCACACAAUUUUAUCAUUGUCUUUUACCUGGUAACAAAAGUAGUCAGUUAGUUGACCUUGAUUCUCAACACUUCUGCACUGCCGUUACCCGAGAUAUCACCGAUUACUCUCUCUACAAGCUGAAUGUUGUGUUCCCAGCCACCGGAUGGUGGACUGUAUACCUCUGUGCCGCGAAGAAGACAGGAGAUCAAGUGUCUGGCUAUACAGCUCUCUUCCAUUUCCCAGUGUUUGUGAGAAAGGAGUUGCACAAAUGCACAUACCCGCAUAUCCACACGCCAGACAUUCACUUUCAGUUGAAGGAACCAAUUUCAAGUGACGGUAAAGACAUUCUAACCGUGCCAUUUUUCUUAACUCAAGACCUUAAAUUGCAGUCUAUGCUUUGUUUUGAAGACCCAGGUGGAUUACAGUAUCAAGAGUAUACACUCACAAGACCUCUUGAGGGACUUAAUGAGAGGGGCGAGUACAAGUAUGUACUACAGGUUAUUUUCCCAAACUCUGGAAAGUGGUACGUUCGGGUAUAUGCUAAUUCUGCUGAGGAGUUACAAACAGAGGGCUAUUUGUCCCUUUUCGACUUGUUUCUAGAUGUCGACAAUUGCUUGAAAAGUGCCAUUUUUCCUAUAAUGGAUCAAGAUGUAAUGAAAAAAUGUGGUAUACAUCUUUUGCAUCCUGACUAUCUCGUAACGCUGAAUAAAGUAAGCAAACAGACACCGUUACUGAGGUUUAUAGCCCCAAACAGAGUAACAUUUGAUCACUAUGUUGAACCAACCUCACAUUCCCCUGGAAAUGGUUCCACUGAAGCACUCUUUCACAGACACUUCACUUACCUCUCAGCUGUAGAGAACAUGGGUACUGAAAGUCGUUACGAGCUAAAAGCUGUGUUCCCAAAGAUUGGAAAUUGGAUAAUAGUGCUCAGUGCUGCAGAAACUUCGCUUUCAAACCAAAAGGUGGCCCUUAGGGUCAUAGUCAAUUUCCCACCAGAGACUGAUGAUUUUCGAAUUUUUCCUGCUGUUCAUCCCUCAUUUUUGGAAUUUGGAAUAUCGUUUUCUGCUGACAAAAUACCGUAUCCAAAACUCUGUAGCUCGCCAGAGUUUCAUAUUGAAUUUCAAUCUUUAAAGUCAGUAAACUUUGCAUGGACACUCCAAGACAUUCGAAGCAAAAGGCAAAUGCCUCACUCCACCAACGUCUUUUUAGAAACUAGCAAGGAAACACAAGGAGGUAAAUCACUGAGGAAGCUACGGGUCGUAUUUCCGAAGCCAGGUACAUGGCUAGUCCAAGUUGUGGCAAGGAAUGUUCUCACUGACAUAGUCUCAGAUAAUACUCUCUCCCUUAGCCUGCACUAUCAACCAGUUUUCGACCUCAUUGUUGAAGCUUCGAAUGCAGCACUUUGUCACAUGAGCUUCCCCAGGAUCCACGAGUCAUUCCACACACCAUUUGGACUCCACAUAGACAGUUCAGACCUUCCACUACCAUCACAAAUUUUCCAACUACCAACUACGUGCGAAAUUAAAUUCUACAGCCCACCAGGUGUACUUUUCUGGCAUCACUGCACAGAGUCGUCACAGUUGCAGGACAGGAAAAUUACAAGGAUGACAUCGUAUGCCGAGACAGGUCUUCAUGAGCUGUGUGCAGAUAUCAGCAAACGUGGACAAUGGACAGUCUACCUUCAUGCUAAACUCCAGGACGACAUAUCAAAAACCUGGACAGCUGUUUUACAGCACAGUAUUGUUGCCAAGUCUUCAAAGUCUUUCUCUUCUUCUUCUUUGCAAUACCCUUAGUUUCAUCAGGCCUUUAUGCACUUUUGUUUGUUGAUUGGCUAGCACAGGACAAGAGGACAAUAGUAAUAAUAAUGUGUAGCUACCUGCAGAAGUAGAUGUUUUUUGUUUCCACUCUAUAGAGAACACUUUCUCUGCGUUAAAAAGCA